Messenger RNA from Trichogramma pretiosum, 2937 nucleotides. RefSeq names its product peroxidase. Lineage: Eukaryota; Metazoa; Arthropoda; Insecta; Hymenoptera; Trichogrammatidae. The record is from RefSeq and is a predicted model, not a curated record. The coding region runs from base 226 to 2484 and encodes 752 amino acids. Gene Ontology annotation, biological process: response to oxidative stress. The transcript is spliced from 14 exons. Gene Ontology annotation, molecular function: heme binding; peroxidase activity.
AGCACGUGACUCUUCGGAUAUUUGAAUAUAUUGUUUUAUUCUUUUGAUAUUUUCGUAAGUUGGUUUUCAAAAAUAGAAAAUUGAUAAUCGAAUAUUUUAGAGGAGGGUCGUGAGAAGUUUCAAAAGUGAAGGUUUUUCAGCUCGUAAAUCUAUACCAAUUUACAAAACAAAUAAAUUGGCAUUGUGUGGCAAAAUUCAAGGAAACUUAGAAGGUAGCGAAAAAAAAUGGCCAUGGAAAAAUACGUCGUGUGGACCGUACUGCUUUUGGUGGCGAGCACAGCAGCGUCCACGAAGACGAGCCAUAAUUCUAGCCUCGAAGACGACUUGUCCGUGGACGAGACUCGCUUCGAUUAUCCAAAGUAUCCAAAGAAGUACGUGCUGACGAGGCCGACGAAGCAUCCACUGCUGACGCUCAUCUAUCCACAUCAGACCCACACGCCAGCUCCGUAUCUGCUGUAUACGCCCAAGAGCAGCAUCCACCAGUAUACGCCGAACGGCCUGCCGAUAGUCGUGCCACCGAGAGCCCAACCACCGCCGUCACCUUCGCCGUUGCCGUUGCCGCUGCCUCUGCACGCCCAUCCUCAUCAUCAUCAUCAUCAUCAUCAGCAUCGUCGGCCACCGCCGGUCUAUCCGAUCCCGACGGCCGCGGCGCCGAGUAGCUGCAACAUCAACGAACCCCUGGCCUGCCCGAGCUCGCGAUACCGCAGCUACGACGGUAGCUGCAACAAUCUGCGCGAGCCCAGCUGGGGCGCCGCCAAUACGCGAUACUCGCGUCUCGCACCAGCCAACUACGCUGAUAACGUGCACGCACCGCCGGUAUCUCAGAAUGGAAAUCCCUUGCCACUUGCCCGGGAGGUCAGCUUCACGCUCUUCCCGGACGUCGACAUACAGGACCGCAUCUGGACACUCGUCUCAAUGCAGUGGGGUCAGAUCAUGACCCACGACAUGGCCAUGAUCGCCGGAUCGACUCAAUCGAAGCCUCACGCGACCGAGUGCUGCUCGGCCGAGGGCCAGCUGAUCCAGUCGGCGCUGAGCAGUCCGCUAUGCUUCCCGAUCAUCAUACCGCCCAACGACCCGGUCUACUCGUACGAGCGCCAGCGAUGCCGUAAUUUCGUUCGCAGCACGACCGACUUGGAUCGCGGCUGCUCCUCGGGUCUGCAGCCAGCCGAGCAGUUGACCACGGUGUCGCACUUUUUGGAUCUGUCUGUGGUCUACGGCUCGGACGACGAGACGGCGGCUAGACUGCGCGCCGGUGUCGGCGGUCGUCUGGUCGUGGACGUGCGCGGAAAUCGCGAAUGGCUGCCACCGGCGGACAAUCGAAGCGCUGCUUGCGACGUCUCGGGACAGGAAGUCUGCUACUCAGCUGGCGACACUCGAGUCAAUCAAAAUCCCCAGCUGACGAUUCUGCAUCUGAUACUGCAUCGCGAGCACAAUCGCAUCGCUGGCCAGCUGGCCCGGCUCAAUCCGCACUGGAGCGACGAGACGAUAUUCCAGGAGGCGCGCAGGAUCGCCAUCGCCGAGCACCAGCAGAUCUCCUACUACGAGUGGCUGCCAAUUUUCAUCGGUGAGGAUAAUGCCGUGGAGCGCCGAGUGAUCUACAAGCCCGUAGGCGGCUGGGUGAGCGAUUACGAUCCCAACGUCAAUCCAAGCACGAUAAACGAGCACUCGACGGCCGCCUUCCGUUACUUCCACUCGCUCAUCGCCGGCAGAUUGCUGCUGGUGAACGAGCAGAGAUUCGCCUUCGCUUACAACGCCCUGCGACUGAGCGAUCAUUUUAAUCGGCCGGGCGUCAUCGAGGAGAACGGAAACCUCGACCAGCUGACCCGUGGCAUGGCCUUCCAGCCCCAGGAGGAGAGCGACCAAUACUUCGAUCGAGAGAUCACGAACUACCUAUUCAGAAAUAACCGCAGACUCGGCGACGAUUUGCGCGCCAUCGACAUCCAGAGAAAUCGAGACCACGGCCUGGCCAGCUACAACGAUCUGCGCGCCCUGGCUGGACUGCCGAGGGCUCGCGAGUGGAACGACUUCGCCGAUGUCAUAUCGCCCGAGAACAUACAAAAGCUGGCGCAGCUGUACGAGAGCCCGGACGACGUGGAUCUGACAGUGGGCGGCUCGCUGGAGCGACACGUCCAGGGCACGCUGGCCGGGCCGACUUUCCUCAAUAUACUCUCGGAGCAGUUCUACAGGACGAGGGCCGGCGAUCGCUACUGGUUCGAGACCGGAGAUCCGGAGCUCGCCUUCACCAUCGAGCAACUGCAGGAGCUGCGCAAGGCCAGCAUAGCCAGGCUACUCUGCGACAACGGCGACAACAUCCAACUCAUGCAGAUGAGAGCCUUCGAGCAAGUUUCUCAAUCAAAUCCACUCGUCAGUUGUAACCAAAUUCCUGCGAUAGACCUGUCGCUCUGGAAGGACAUACGCACGCCCACCGUGCAGCUGCCGACUUGGGUGAGACCGACCCUGUCCAAGUGGAUCAGCAAGAAGUAGACGAAAAAUUGCCCAAACGCCAUGUCAACGUCGACGUCUCGAGAACGAGCGAAGAAAAUUUUUUUGUAUAGAUAAAAAACGAGACUCAUCGAGGUGCACAGUGCCUUAUUCAACGAGCUACAUACGUAUAUGGGCCACAUUCUGUCAUAAAUUAAUCAUCGUAAAUUAAUUAUCUCAUGCUGCGUCGUCGCCAAGCACGUCGCGCGUGUAAUUAUUGUACAUUACCUACUUUUUAAGCUGAUUUGAAAUUUUUAGUAUUAAUAUUAUAUGAAUCGGUAAGAGAGAAUGUCUAUACAUGCAUAUUUCAUAUACAUACCACAGUCUGUUUACAGAUAACGUUCUAAAAACCGACCACAUAAUAAGCUAUAUUGUAGAUAUAUUACAAUUAACAGUUACCCUCGUAAUCCGAUUCAUUGAUCAAUGUCAUUUUAUACUGUGGAUGAAAUUGGAGAA